CUGAAAACGACUUCGAAACAGGGAGCACGAAGUUAGCGACCGUGAAAAAGAAAGCAACUACAAGUUGAAAAACUCUCUUACUAGUAUCCCACGACACGACCUGGAAAAUAUAGUAAUUAGAGAAAACCAAAACGAAAAUUUUCCACCUGAAUCAAUUGUAGUCUGGCAGAAAAAUGCACUUUCUCGUGCCUGUGGUCUGUCAACGAAUUUUAGUUGGCAUGCUGCUCUACUUCUAGAAAUCUUGUGUCUAGUCCGCUUGAUCGUGUAUCUUCAAAGAGUCCACUUGAGUGUGUGGAACGAGUAGAUAAAAAUGACCAACAACUCACCCACGCCUCUGCUGGGCACAGAAGAUGACUUCAGCAGCAAAGGUCUACAUCCUCUUCCAGCAGAAGGCACGGAGGUGGACAACACAAAUCUUACUUCGUGUAGUAGCACACAUGCAAAAAUAUCGAGCAUCAGCACUUCUACUUCUUCUACAGCACGAAAAAUAUCGACUUCUUCUAAUAUGUCGACUACACUAAGCACUACGUCUUUUCAAGGAUUCGAUCUCACGUCCAUUCGUGCGGACCUGACGUUGCGACAUGACUGCAUUGCAGCCUUGGAGAAGUGGGGAUUUGUGCUGAUGGAACUAGACCACGACGAUGAUCACGAUUCUGGUGGUCCUCUGGAAAAGAUGGGUACUAAUAGUGGUAGUCGACUCGCAAUCGAGCUAAAUGCUUUGGCUGAUUUUUUUGAAGACUCCGGUUCGCAUCGACUCUUUCCAGAACGCAACUACAAAUGGAGCCGGUUGUUAAAAUGUGGGUUUUGUGUCCGACACGGUGGAAGCUUCUUAGACGUGAAGAACACGCCGUUGGGAAUUCGACCGAAGAUUUCGAAAGUGGUUGAAGAGGAGGAAAUAAAGGAGAACGACAAGGACACCUCUAGAGGAGAUCGAAAGCAACUCCCAGAAGAGCACUCGUCUUUGGGCUCCGACUCAUAUCCUUUAUUGCGAGACCUGAGUCUUGAAUUUUUGGAGUACAUUCGCGAAUAUUGUGAGAUACAGCCAGUAAGCGCGUUUUCCCACGUUCUUACGGACGAAACUUUAUGCUGGCAUGGUUGGAAGAAGAAGAUGUGGUAGCUAUUUGAUAGAGGGAGAUCCGAUAAAAAAAGGCAACUGCAUCUUCAUCUUCUCCCUCCAUACACGUCUGCUGCUGAAAAGGAAAACUACGCUGCUUCUGCAUCCGUUCUUCGUUGCUCGAUGUAUAACGCGCUUGAAAACGCCAAACGGGAUCCAGGUCGUGGUCUAUCUGCUGCAAGUUCGGAUUCUUUCCCGGAGCACACAGACGCGACUUUUUUGACCUGCAGUCUUGCAACUAGCGGUCUAGAAUUUCAACUUGUUGCUGAACCUGUAUCUGAAGGUGAAGAACACAAGAAAUGUGCUGGGAGUUGCUGGAAAAGAAUAGAGGACAUAAUCGUUCCUUGCCAGAGUAAGGCUUCUGGAGAAUCUGUGGCCGAACCCCGGAAAAGGAAGCUUUUCCUCACCCUGUGGGUAGGAGAUUUCCUUGAAGUGCUGACAGGAGGCCGUUUUAAGGCAUUGCCACACCGGAUAAGGUUUCAUGAACAAAGGGAUAGGCCUGCUUCUCCUGGAGGUAGACAACGUAGAUCAGGUUGUCCAUUUACGUCAGGAAGUGCAAGUCGUCGCCACAACAUCACUUUUCUCUUAAGGCCUGAUGAUGAAAAAAUCUUAGAUACGACCGGUAACCACCUUGUAAAAGAUGAAGCCAUAAAAAUGCCAGUCAAAUGCUUGCGGAAAUUUCUAGAUAGGCGAGGCCGCAAUAGAGUAUUCGGCAAUGGAACAAGUGGACGUGAUGAAGUCCUCGGAUGAUAUUAAAAGAGAGGAUCAAUCUGAGCAAUGAGAAAAUAACCGCGAACCUGAUGCGAUCAACGCUCAUUGAUUGUCGUGUUCACGACUUUGAGUUCUACGUAGUUGAACAAAUGUCUAGUGUUCGAGGAUUCUUGUUACCAAGGAAAGAAAGUAGGUAUCACUUUCACAAUUAUCAG
Messenger RNA from Amoebophrya sp. A25, 2040 nucleotides. Lineage: Eukaryota; Dinophyceae; Syndiniales; Amoebophryaceae. The record is from the annotation of a GenBank genome assembly.